UGUCUGUUUUGUUUGAAUGUACUUUUAAAACUAAGUUUUGGAUUUAAACUACUUUUAAAACUACGUUUUGGAUUUAAACUACUUCGGAAUUUAUUUCGUGUGAACGGACUUUCUUCCCUUAGACGCCAUACGGUUUUACUCUCGUUACAGGUGUACUUUUAGUUGAUACGCGUGCGGUAUGACGUCAAUUGAGAAAACAAUAGAAGAAUCACAGGAUACCUGUACCGAUAAGGAAAUUGGGAUAAAUCCAAUUACUGGAAAUGACGUUCAACAUCACCUUGAGCCAAUAUCUCCAACAGCUGCGGUUGAAGACAACACAGAAAUAAAACUGGAGCAGGGAAAUGAGAGAAAACAACAAAUACAUGAAUGUAAUAAUGAUGAAGAACUACCAAUAGACAAAGGUUGGGCUUGGGUAGUACUCGCAGGAAUUACAGUUUUAGCGCUAUUAUUCGGCGGUAUAAUAAAGAAUUUUGGGAUUAUCUUCGUGGCGAUUCAGGACAGGUUUGGAUCCUCUGCCUCUCUGACAUCAUCCUUGGUCACCACACAAAGACUGACCAAUAGCUUCACAUCCUUGAUCACUAUGACUGUUGGAAUGCAAUUCACAUCCAACCGGAUAGCCGUUAUACUUGGAGCUUUGAUUCUCACCAUAUCCAAUAUUGUAUCCGCUUUUGCCACAGAUGUAAGAAUACUAUUUGCAUCAAUAGGAGUUCUUGAAGGUGUAGCGAAAGGCUUUAUUAUACCUACAAUCACGGUCUCACUUUUAGAAUAUUUCAACAAAAGGCGGGGACUGGCAGUUGGUUUGGCUUUUAGUGGAUCUAGUCUUGGAGGUUUGAUAUUCGCUCCAAUAUUUGCCGAGUUGCUCGAUAACAUUGGUUAUACCAGAACUUUAUUGAUUGUAGCUGGGAUGACAUUUUCUUUUCUGGUAACAGGUGCUUUAUUACGGCCUAUUAAAUCGUUUGAAAGACAGUCAUUGAAACACAAUGAAACAAAUGGAAACACAAAGGAUGAAACAGACAUCGAGAGCAGAUCUGAUACUGGAAAACAUGAAAGUUCUCUGGAAAGUAUACAGAACAAAUCUAAUGAACAAAACUCCUUUCUUUGUAAACUAAAGGCAGGCUUUGAUAUGAAAGUGUUCAAAACUUUUGUAUUUCCGGUAUUUCUGCUAAUGGCUGCCAUGUUAGCAACAACAACUGAUCUACUUGUCAUGUUUUUAGCGCCAUUUUCUGACGAUAUCGGUCUAACUGCUGAUCAAAUUGGUAUACUGAUGUCAGUUUUGGCUGGCGUUGGUAUGUUAUCCAGAAUUAUUUGUGCUUUAGUUGCGGACAGAGAAUGUGUGAAACGGACUACAUUGUUAGCUGUUUUGUCAAUGAUGGCUGGAAUAACUGCACACUGUGCCAGAUUUUUCAAAAGUUUCUCUCUGCUCCUGGUUAUGGCCGUAUUCUUAGGGCUAACUUGCGAGAUCUACAACUCUAUGUACCCAGUGAUACUUGUAGAAUACCUAACACUUUCAAAGACGAAGAGCUGUAUGGGAUUCACAGUGAUGACUCAGGGAAUAGCCGUAGCUUCCACAUAUCCUCUCGUUGGUUGGUUAAGGGAUACUAUCGGAAAUUACUACGCCUCCUAUCACUGUCUUGGAACCAUGUCGUUCAUAGGCGCACUCUGUGCAUUUGCUUUGCCUUACGUUCACAGAAGAAGCAAAAAGAAAUCAAACCAUCACAUUCAUGUGGAAAAGAACACUGAAAUCGUCACUGUAUCAUCAUAA
Molecule: messenger RNA, 1762 nt
Organism: Mercenaria mercenaria
Lineage: Eukaryota; Metazoa; Mollusca; Bivalvia; Venerida; Veneridae
Product: monocarboxylate transporter 12-like
Exons: 7
Coding region: 179-1762 (527 amino acids)
Biological process (GO): transmembrane transport; monocarboxylic acid transport
Molecular function (GO): monocarboxylic acid transmembrane transporter activity
Source: RefSeq, a predicted model, not a curated record